This is a messenger RNA of Akanthomyces muscarius, 2694 nucleotides long. RefSeq lists its product as uncharacterized. The record is from RefSeq and is a predicted model, not a curated record. The transcript has 5 exons. Bases 1 to 2694 code for a protein of 897 amino acids. Gene Ontology annotation, molecular function: oligopeptide transmembrane transporter activity. Gene Ontology annotation, biological process: transmembrane transport. Lineage: Eukaryota; Fungi; Ascomycota; Sordariomycetes; Hypocreales; Cordycipitaceae.
AUGGUUUCUCGACGCGCCAUUGUAACAAUUCCCUUUGUGGUCAAUCUCCUUUCCAAGUCUCUACUGUUCUGUAUUGGCUUGACAUUGACCAUGGCUGACUACGCUGAGAAGCGCAGCGAAGUCGCUGGCGCUCAUCAUGAGCCUCGCGGUGGCAUCAUCAACGAGAAGGAGGGCAUGCAUGAGACUGUCGAUAUUGAUCAUGCCGUUGCCGCUGCUGACAACGAGCUUGCCGAGCACGAUCUGAACGUCACCGAGGACGAUUUGCUCGAGGCCAAGGAGCUCGCUGCCACUUUUACUCUCGAGGGCACCCGCACACUCAUGCUGCAGGUGUACAAGCUGCACCACCGCGAUCCCAACUUUCCUCAGACCAUUCUGGAGCGAAUUGAAGAGUUUCUCCACAACGAGGAUGUGUUUGACAACCCGGAAAAGCACGAGCAGCUGAUCGCCGAGAUGAAGAUUGAGGCGGCGCUCAUCACCAACAACUCGCCGUACGCCGAGGUGCGCGCCGUCGUCAGCAACCACGACGACCCGGAGAUGCCGUGCUCGACGAUCCGCGCCUGGGUCAUUGGCAUCUUCUUCUCCGUCGCCGUCGCCUUCAUCAACGGCUUCUUCGAGAUCCGCCAGCCGGCCAUCUCCGUCACCGCCAACGUGCCCCAGCUGCUCGCCUACCCGGUCGGCAAGCUCUUUGAAAAGGUGCUCCCGGACAUUGGCUUCACGCUCUUUGGCGUCCGCCACAGCCUCAACCCGGGGCCCUUCAACCGCAAGGAGCACAUGCUCAUCACCAUCAUGGCCUCCAUCUCCAGGUCCUCCCCCUACACAAACUACAUCAUCUGGAUCCAGUACCUGCCGCAGUUCUUCAACCAGACCUGGGCGCUAAGCUUUGGCUACCAGAUCCUCAUUGCUCUGUCCACCAACUUCAUCGGCUACAGCCUGGCGGGCAUCUGCCGUCGCUUCCUCGUGUACCCGUCGUACUGCGUCUGGCCGCAGUCGCUCGUCACCAUAGCCCUGAAUUCCGCCUUCCACGGAGACACGAACCCUGCCGUGGCCGGUCCCUUCAAGACCUUCUGGCGCAUGAGCCGUCUCAAGUUCUUCGGCCUCGCCUUUUCCGCCAUGUUUGUGUGGUUCUGGUUCCCCAACUACAUCUUCCAGGGCCUGGCCUACUUCUCCUGGAUGGUCUGGAUCGCGCCCGACAAUGCCAAGCUGGCCGUCAUCACUGGCGGCUUCAGCGGCCUCGGCCUCAACCCUCUGCCCACCUUUGAUUGGAACAUUGUCACAUACCUCUGGGAUCCCCUCAUGCUGCCGUUCUUCAGUAUCGCGAACAACUUUGCCGGCAUGGCCAUCACCCUGCCCGUCAUCGCCGCCAUGUACUACAGCAACGUCUGGGGCGCUGCUUACCUUCCCGUCAACUCCAACAAGCCGUAUGACCGCUUCGGCAAGCGCUACAACGUCACUAGUAUUCUUGAUGACCGCGGCAUCAUGGAUAUCGAAAAGUACAAGGCCUACUCUCCCCCUUACCUCUCCUCUGCCAACACCGUCGUCUACAUGAUCUUCUUUGCCGUGUACAGCGCCGUUGUCACCUACGCUGCUCUCUUCCACCGCACGGAGAUUAUGAUGGGCUUCCGCGACUUGUUCAACAGCUUCCGUCCGUCCAAGAGAAAGGAAGUCGAGGAGGGCCGUGUUCUCGACGUCCACAACCGCCUGAUGAAGAAGUACAAGGAAGUCCCUGAGUGGUGGUACUUUAUCACCCUCGUCUUUGCCGUCGCUGUUGGCUGUGCUGCCAUUGCGGUCUACCCCACGUACACCUCUGUCGCUGUCGUCUUUUAUGGCGUUAUCAUGUGUCUUAUCUUCGUCGUCCCUGUCGGCAUUGUCUACGCGAUGACUGGUGUCGAGGUCACCCUUAACGUCCUUGCGGAAUUCAUCGGUGGCUCCUUUGUCGAGGGCAACGCCCUCGCCAUGUGCUUCUUCAAGUCGUACGGCUACGUCACCUGCGCCCAUGCCCUGGCCUUUAGCAAUGACUUGAAGUUGGCUCACUACGUCAAGAUUGCCCCGCGCUUCACCUUCUUCGCGCAAAUGGUUCCCAGUCUCGUCACCACCUUUGUCUACAUUGGUAUUGUCCAGUUCCAGGUCCACCUGAAGGACGUCUGCACCCCUGAUGCUCCCUUCCGCUUCUUCUGCCCUGGUGUCAACACCUUCUUCACUGCCGCCGUUCUGUGGGGUACUGUUGGUCCCAAGCGUCUCUGGGGUGUUGGCGGCACUUACACUGUCACCCUCCUCGGCUUCCCUCUUGGUGUUGUCAUUGUGCUCCUCUUCUGGCUGGCCGGUAAGAAGUGGCCCAAGAGCGCCUUUGUUCGCAACAUUCACCCCGUUGUCAUGAUGAACGGUGGUUUGUCCUGGGCGCCGUACAACAUCUCGCAGAUGUGGCCCGCCGUUCCCGUUGCUGCCUUUUCCUGGCUCUUCGUCCGCAAGCGUUUCCUCGGCUUCUGGUCCAAGUACAACUUUGUGCUGUCUGCUGCCUUUUCCGCCGGCAUGGCCAUAUCUGGUCUAAUUCAGUUCUUUGGCUUGGCUUACAACGGUACCGAGUUCAACUGGUGGGGAAAUGCCAUCGUUGGCUCCGGCUGCGACGAUGGUGUCUCGUGCCCUCACAUGACGCUGGCCAAGGGCGAGUACUUUGGACCUGGGCCCGGAGAAUUCUAA